AUGACGUCUACAUCGACCCUGAAGAUGAAAAUCUACUUGGCACCUGUAGCCUACGUAGAAGGAAAAGUAUUAGAUUUCAAAACACCCAUAGCAUUCCGCAAACACUACGAGAAGCCAGAGAUAAAGGAUACACUAGCCGUCAUCUUCGUCGAUGCUCCCGCGAUCGGUCCAUCGAUAAAGCCAGCGGAUGGAAAUUUGGAGAAAGGCUUCAACUACGUUGCAUUCUACGGCCCAAUGAAUCAACUUCAUGCAUCUACGAAAUGGUCCCCUUCGGAGUUUGUUCCGCCCGUUCCUGAAUGGGAUUAUAUGCAUGUUCGUUUCUCCGACAAGAAACGUGAAUGGCUUCACGAGGAGGUUGUAGGGGACAAUUGUACGGGGGUCUAUUAUGUUGGGGAUGACGCUCCAACCAGAGAUCAAGUCAUAUAUGAGGACGAACAUUUGCAGAGCGACGUAUGCUUUAACCCAUGA
This is a messenger RNA of Parastagonospora nodorum SN15, 468 nucleotides long. RefSeq lists its product as hypothetical. The record is from RefSeq and is a predicted model, not a curated record. Lineage: Eukaryota; Fungi; Ascomycota; Dothideomycetes; Pleosporales; Phaeosphaeriaceae. The coding region runs from base 1 to 468 and encodes 155 amino acids. The transcript is spliced from 2 exons.